Molecule: messenger RNA, 1609 nt
Organism: Abrus precatorius (Indian licorice)
Lineage: Eukaryota; Viridiplantae; Streptophyta; Magnoliopsida; Fabales; Fabaceae
Product: protein SODIUM POTASSIUM ROOT DEFECTIVE 2-like
Exons: 3
Coding region: 576-1427 (283 amino acids)
Molecular function (GO): metal ion binding
Source: RefSeq, a predicted model, not a curated record
ACUACAAAAUUGAUGCGCUUUCCACUCUCUCCCAUUGCCCUUCUAAUAGAAUGAAUGGCAAAACAUAAGUAAGGAUAAUACCAUUCAAUACAUUCUUCCUUUGGUUACAACCUUUGUAUUGAUGAAUUUUUUUAUUGUGUGACCUUAAUGCACGUGCAACAUGCCAUGCGGUUAUGAAUAACUCAUGUGUAACACCCUUGAUAUGUAAAUCUUGUUUCAAGAAAGUUAUUUAUGGUUGAGGUCCCCACGGUAACAUUGGUGUACUAGCAAUUGGCUUUGUUGGUAAACUAUUAUAACAAAGAUCCAAACUCUUGCUAGUCUUGGGAAAGUUUAAACAUUUCCUUCCCACUCAAAUUACUUUUGUUUCCACAUAUUAAACAAGAAACUGAUUGAAUUUUGAAAUUUCCAUUUUCUAUUCCUAUCUCUCUAUCUAUCUAUCUCAACCUCACUCCCAAUUGAAGCUUAAAAGCAGUCAUUACCAACCUUCCUUCUUGUUCAACUUCUUUAUCUCUUUCUUUCUGCUACAAUUAAGAUUCUCAAAACCACAAGUGCUUCUUAGUCUUCAUCAUCUAGAAAUGAAAGGCAUAGAUAUCUUCUGUGCAUCACAGGCCUCAACAGCCAUAUGUCUAAGCAUGGAUCAACCCUCUUCUUCUUCCAACACCACUCAAUUUGGGGGGAGAGCCAUUGAUCGCCACAACCCCAUAAUCACUGAUCCAAGAAGAACCCCUUUGAGAGACCUCACUGCCUCUAGUUCUUCUCCUCAGCCACCCAUAGACCCCAAACCUUUACAUGAUCUCCAAAAGGCCAAGAAGAAAUCCACUUCAAAGCCAAGUGGGCAGAAAAAGAAAAAUACAACAAAGGGUCAUGAUCAGAAGAAGAAAAGCACAGCACAAAAGUUGACUGAACAUAUUACCAACAAUUACUCUUCAAAACCAAUUGAUAGCAUUCUGAAGAGGAGUUGGGUUAAUCCACCUUCUGAUUUAUUCACUCCUCCUGGUUCAACAAGAUAUUUGCUUGGUGAAACGCCUUCCUUGGAUGCUGUAUCAGAUUAUGAUCCUGUUUUGGCUUUAGCCAAACAUGAUAACAAAAAAGCUCAAGUCCUUCAUCAAGAAGAAGCCGACCAUUCAUGUAAACCCUCGAGCUCCUCUCUUCCAAAAACUGCUUCCUCAGACCAGGUUGUAGUAUUGAGGGUUUCUCUGCACUGUAAAGGUUGUGAAGGGAAAGUGAGGAAACAUCUCUCUAGAAUGCAAGGAGUUACGUCCUUCAACAUAGACUUUGCGGCAAAGAAGGUUACAGUUGUUGGUGACGUGACUCCUCUGAGCGUAUUGGCAAGCAUAUCGAAGGUUAAGACUGCACAAUUUUGGCCAGAACCUGCUUCAGCAGUUGGAUCCGGUACCACAGAAACAAAGAAAACAAAUUUGAUCUAAUUGAAGAGUAGAGCUACCAUUGGUGUUGUUUUAUGGUACAUGUACUUGUUUUGUUUUUUUCUUUACCCAGAUAUUUCCACGGACAUAACUGAGAGACUAAUACUCUAAUGAUAACUUCAAGGUUUGAGCUCUUGUAUUGGGUAGUAAUUUAUUUACUGUAAAUACAAAUGUUAGCAAGUGCA